AUGAAGAUUGAGGAGGUAAAGAGUACUGCGAAGACUCAAAGAAUCUCAGCCCAUACGCAUAUAAAAGGGCUGGGUCUUGACGAAAAUGGUAUAGCAAUACAAACUGCGGCAGGUCUUGUUGGCCAAGAAAUGGCUCGUGAGGCUGCUGGGAUAGUGGUUGACAUGAUUAAGUCAAAGAAGAUGGCUGGUAGAGCAGUGUUGUUGGCUGGUCCACCUGGUACAGGAAAAACUGCAAUUGCUUUAGCUAUUGCUCAGGAGUUGGGUAACAAAGUACCAUUUUGUCCCAUGGUAGGUUCAGAAGUCUAUAGUUCUGAAAUAAAAAAGACAGAAGUCCUCAUGGAAAACUUUAGAAGGGCCAUUGGCCUUAGAAUCAAAGAGACUAAGGAGGUAUAUGAAGGAGAAGUAACAGAAUUGACUCCAGUUGAAACAGAAAAUCCCAUGGGUGGAUAUGGAAAGACAGUGUCUCAUGUAGUUGUUGGAUUAAAGACUGCUAAGGGUACAAAGCAGUUAAAAUUGGAUCCCUCCAUAUACGAGUCUUUACAGAAGGAAAAAGUUGAAACUGGAGAUGUAAUUUACAUUGAGGCAAAUAGUGGUGCUGUGAAAAGGCAGGGUAGAAGCGAUAAUUUUGCUACAGAGUUUGACUUGGAAGCAGAAGAGUAUGUCCCCUUGCCUAAGGGUGAUGUGCAUAAAAAGAAGGAAGUUAUUCAAGAUGUAACAUUACAUGAUUUAGAUGUUGCCAAUGCCAAACCACAAGGUGGUCAAGAUAUUAUGUCUAUGAUGGGUCAAUUAAUGAAACCCAAAAAGACAGAAAUUACAGACAAAUUGCGCAAAGAAAUAAAUAAAGUAGUAAAUAAAUAUAUCGAUCAAGGAAUUGCGGAAUUAGUGCCGGGUGUCUUGUUUAUAGACGAAGUUCACAUGUUAGAUAUAGAAACAUUUACGUAUCUUCAUCGUGCACUGGAAAGUGCAAUCGCUCCUAUAGUUAUUUUUGCAACAAAUCGCGGUCGUUGUGUAAUCAGAGGAACAGAGGACAUCGCGUCACCACAUGGAAUACCUCUUGAUCUCUUAGAUAGGUUGCUGAUCAUACGGACACUUCCGUAUUCUAGAGCAGAAACUAAAACAACACUUAGAUACGUGGUGCAACUUUUAACUCCUGCAGCGUUAACGGCAAAAGUCAACGAAAGGGCGGUAAUUAAAAAAGAAGAUAUUGACGAAGUGGGAUCGCUUUUCUUGGACGCAAAAUCCUCAGCAAAAAUCCUUACACAGAAUAAAGAUAAAUUUAUGAAAUGAAUAUGUUUAGUUGAUUGUUCUUUAACAAAGUAUUUAUUA
Messenger RNA from Habropoda laboriosa, 1326 nucleotides. RefSeq names its product ruvB-like 1 (gene pont). Gene Ontology annotation, biological process: box C/D snoRNP assembly; regulation of transcription by RNA polymerase II; chromatin remodeling. The record is from RefSeq and is a predicted model, not a curated record. Gene Ontology annotation, molecular function: DNA helicase activity; ATP hydrolysis activity; ATP binding. Gene Ontology annotation, cellular component: R2TP complex; NuA4 histone acetyltransferase complex; Swr1 complex. NCBI's taxonomy places the organism in Eukaryota, Metazoa, Arthropoda, Insecta, Hymenoptera, Apidae.